GCCGCUCAUCGAUUGCAUUCCGCAGUUGGACGACGGCAGCACACUCUGCUUCUCACUGACGCCGCCGGCCACGCCUCUCCCCCUCCGAGCGCCGCCCUGCUCGCCGCCGCCGCCGCCGCCGCCUACGAGCUGCGGCUCCUGCCCCCACUGCGCGCUGCAGAGCUCGCGCGGACGGGUUCGGCGCGAUGGGGGACGACGGGGCGGAAGGGGAGGCGCCGCGCUGCGUCGGCUGCGGCCGGCGCGUGAGGACGCUCUUCGUGCAGUACUCCCCGGGCAACAUCCGUUUGAUGAAAUGCGAUGUCUGCAAGGCUGUCGCCGAUCCCUACAUCGAGUGUGAAUUCAUGGUAUGGUAUGAUUAUCUUGAUCGAUCUGAUUCUACACAAGACCAGGGCUUACCGGCAUCUACUGUUCAAUAAGCUGCACAUUGGUUCAUCUCUUGACAAGGUUGGAACCAUAAGAUACCAUGCAACCUCACGCAAAUGCUGUUCCACCUUUUCAAACUCCCUAACGCCGACUCAGCUUGGAAUACUGUGCCAGUUCAUUCUGAUGCAUAUCGUUCUUGAUGCUUUCAGAAUAUCAGUUUCAAAAAACAACAAAGCUGAUGGGGAUUCGUCCAGGAGCACAUUGUCCACAAUUUGCAAUUGCAGCGAGGUUCUGGGUGAUGCAUUGUUAGGGAACAUCAUAUUUACGGCCAUGUUACUCCUGGGAGUACGAUAUAUCCUCAAAUUUUCUUUUGACAUUACAAGGUAUCGACAGAUUCUGUUAGCCAUCAUCAUUUCAAGCUAUUUCAAGUUAUUUCUUCUGACAAUGAUGGUUUGGGAGUUUCCAUCAUCUGCUAUAUUCAUUGUCGAAGCAUUUGUUCUCUCAUCAAAUGUUGUAGCCCUGAGAGUGGUGACGCGGUUCCCAAAAGCCCACUGCGUUGGUGUCUGCUUCAUGGCGCACGCGGCAAAGCACUUGACGGAACGGUGGCUCAUGUGGACACCAUGAACAUGAAUUCAUCAAGACUUGCCGCCAUCUUACUCCAAGUGUUCGUGCAGAGUCGAUCUGGACCACGCCGGAACUGGAGAGCGGGGAGCUGUCCUGCUGGCCUCUGUACUGAGACGCCACAGGUUGAGCGAUCGUCUCCGGUGAGCGUACGCCUGAGAGAGUGAAGAGGCAGGCGGUCUGGGGAGAUGGGCUGUCCCUUUCGCCUACUUAUGGCCCAAGUAGGAGUAGGUAUUUGCCCUGUCCGUUCACGCCCGGAAGUGCGUCAGCCGACAGGGCCUCUCUACCUUGCGACCACACGUGCAAAACGCACAACUCCAGUGUCUGUAUGUUUGCAUGUCUCCGUUCUUUUUCAGUCUGGUUUUAUUUACACCCGUUGUGGAAAAGAAAAAAAGAGCUUCCGGGUCGACGCGACGCACUUCCGCAGA
Molecule: messenger RNA, 1412 nt
Organism: Triticum aestivum (bread wheat)
Lineage: Eukaryota; Viridiplantae; Streptophyta; Magnoliopsida; Poales; Poaceae
Product: protein ARV 2
Exons: 11
Coding region: 298-987 (229 amino acids)
Biological process (GO): sphingolipid metabolic process; intracellular sterol transport; regulation of plasma membrane sterol distribution
Cellular component (GO): cortical endoplasmic reticulum; Golgi apparatus
Source: RefSeq, a predicted model, not a curated record